This is a messenger RNA of Penicillium maclennaniae, 252 nucleotides long. RefSeq lists its product as uncharacterized. Bases 1 to 252 code for a protein of 83 amino acids. The transcript has a single exon. Lineage: Eukaryota; Fungi; Ascomycota; Eurotiomycetes; Eurotiales; Aspergillaceae. The record is from RefSeq and is a predicted model, not a curated record.
AUGCUUGCCCUUCCCCGUGUUCCUAAGACACCCACUACCACCUCUACCUCUUCCUCCCGCCGCGCCUCUUCAGCUGCCUCCUCAGAACAUUCCACCGUUUCCACCGCAACGACCCUCAAAAGCUCCAUCAAAGCCAGCAAGAAGUUCUUCUCAAAAGCCUUCGAACCCAAAUACAUUAACUCGAUCGACGAGAACUUGGCCCAGCGAGCCAUUCACAACGAGGCCACCGCUACUUACUUCAGCCUGCGCUGA